AUCAGAACGGUAAAAUAAGAACAAUAAUAAUAAAAUAUUAAAGAUCAAAGAAAUUCUUGGUUUCUUGUUACUUUUUAAAUAUUUUUCCAUUUUUGUACAUACUGAAAGUGAAAGAUUCUUACAAGCACGAUACACAAGAAAAAUACAUAAUCAAGGAGUAGAUACAGAAUAGGUAAUCAAUAAUGGUAGGUUCAUUAGCGCUUCUCAAAAUAUUGCACUGUAAAAACGUUUGCCAGAAGUCUACUCAGCAACAAAAAGAGAAAAAUCAUAGGGUGUCAAGUGAUGAAAGUUAUCGUAAGUUUAAGGAAAAGAAGAAACAAAGUAAGAGCCGUAAUGAAAGAUAUAAAAUUGCAAAGAAAAAAAAUCAAAGAAUGUCAUAUGAUGAAAGUUUUCCUGAGCUGGAUAGGUCUGAAAUUCAUACUAAUCAACAGAAGACAUGCAGGGUUUGUUUGAAAGAGGGUGAUGUACCUAUUUAUGGGGAAAACAGCCAAGAGGAUUUAUCUGAAGCUUUGAAUAUAUUUGGAGGCAUUGCUGUGCUGAAAGAAGACCCGUAUCCGAAAUUCCUUUGUAAUUCCUGCAAUUCAUUACUUCAAGGGGCAAUUAUAUUGCGUAAAACGGCACAACAAUCUGAUGAAUAUUUAAAGAUGCCAGUGAAGAAACAAUGUAUCAUUACUGAAGAAGAAGAUCCCAGUUAUUUAGCAGAUGACCACCUGUCAUUUGAUGAAAUGGACAAGCAACAAGAAGAUGCUAUUUUUCACUGCAACAAGUGUGAUCUUGAUUUCCCAACAAUUAAAGAGUAUACAGACCACAUGCUGUCUCAGGAACAUGAAAAUAUGAGGCAUAAAUGCCCAAUAUGCAAUAAAACAUAUGCAUCACUAUAUUUGAAAACACAUCUUAGGUUACACAAACGCGAAGCACCAUACAUGUGUGAUAUUUGUGGCAAAAAGUUUAUAAUGCAGGGCCAGUUCACACGGCAUAGAUUGACUCACUUCUAUAACUUGCCUUUUAAAUGUCCACUAUGCCCAUACAGGGGCAGAUUUACGGAAUCUUUGAAAAUGCACAUGAGAUCUCAUACAGGUGAGAAACCGUACCAGUGUUCCCAAUGUGCUCACCGAUUUGUUAAUAAGAGUAAUCUAAAUAAACAUCUCUUAACACAUAAAGGGGAACAUGACUUUGUUUGUGCAUCUUGUGGGAGAGGUUUUUAUACAAAACGCGAUUUAGAAUUGCAUUUGAAGGUUGAUCAUGCGGGGAUUAAGGAUCAUUUGUGCAAUAUUUGUGGUAAAGCUUUUGGUUACCGGAAGCAGAUGAUGAAACACCAGUUGAAAGUUCAUAAACGAGAGAAGUUACGAAGUGGAAGAACCCCACUGUAUUUACUAGUUGACAGCAACAAGCAAAAUGGGGCAUCAGCUCCGACUGAAACUUAGGUUUUUUAAAGCAGUAGAGAAGCUACAUCAAUAGCAUUCAAGCUUAGACAGCCAUUAUUUCAAUAAUUACCGCCUUAAAGUUUUUGUUAGUUAACUUUUGUUGUACAUUUUAAUAUUGUAUUGUAAAUCAGUAUUUAAUUAAAGGCCAUCAUAACGUAACCCUUAAUUUUUUCAUU
This is a messenger RNA of Amyelois transitella, 1600 nucleotides long. RefSeq names its product zinc finger protein 267. The transcript has a single exon. Gene Ontology annotation, cellular component: nucleus. The record is from RefSeq and is a predicted model, not a curated record. Bases 183 to 1424 code for a protein of 413 amino acids. Lineage: Eukaryota; Metazoa; Arthropoda; Insecta; Lepidoptera; Pyralidae. Gene Ontology annotation, molecular function: zinc ion binding.